AGCGCAGCGGGGUGGAGCGCUGGCGCUGGAGGAAGGAUUUAGUUGUCGCUAGCCUGGACCCAGCAAGUAAAAAGUUUAGUUUUCAUAUUUCAGCUGCGUAUUUCAAUAGUUUCAGUAAUAAUGUCUUCAGUUCAGCGUCUGAGGGAGUUUAUCAGAGAGCGACUAACUGCUGCUGCUGAAGAAAUCUUCACAGAGGUUGAAAAAAACAUCGUCCGCUACGAGGAAGACAUCAGACUGAUGGAAACCUGCUGGAACCCGCAGAUAAAACUCCUCAGAAUCGGUCUCACAAAGCCACAUGCCCCUAAUUCUGAGGAAGCUUCGGCGUCCCAACAACUCUAUAACCAGGAGAGGAGGUCCAUCCAGAACCAGGAGGAAUCAGAAUCUUAUUGGACUGAAGAGAAUCAGAUGAAAUCAUUUCACCCUCCUAUUGAAGAACAGAAUGAACAAGGACCGCUAUGGAUUAAAGAGGAGGAAGAGCUGACAGAACCUGUGCCAGUUAAAGAAGAAGAUGAACAGCCUGAGUCCAAAUGGACUAAAGAGGAUCCAAACAUACCAGGUUUGUUACUAAAUGAAGAACAAAGCGAAUCAUGGCCUUCGUGGAUUAAACGGGAAGAAGAGCCCCCAGAACCUGCAAUGAUUAGCGAAGGAGCUGAGGAACCAGAGUAUAUGUGGGCUAAAGAGAAUCUGAAGGAGCCAGAUUUGCUGCUAAAUCAAGAACAAGAUAAACCAGGACCUUCAUGGAAUGAAGAUGAUGAGAAACCAGCAUCUCUACUACUCAAAGUAAAGGAUGAACAAUAUUCAUCAGUAUCUGGCUAUGAACAUAGGCUAGUAGGAUAUUUGCCACCUGUAGAGGACCUACGCAGCGGGCAGGAGGAAGAGAAGCCUUUCCAGAAGCAGUCCAUGACUUUGAUGGAGAACUCUAGUAUUCAUGAAAUAGGGUCAAGCAAAAGAAAGUCAAAAACUGAGCAGCCCUGCUUUGAUUGGCCUCCUGUAGCCGAGAACAGAGAUCAGGAAGGAACCAGCUCCACUCUGCCACUAGGGAGGGACCAGAAGGACCCAAUCACCCGUCAGCAGGAAGAUCAGCCUGUCCAGAAGCAGUCGAUUACUUUGAUGGAUUCAAGUAAAAGAAAAAAAAGAACUGAGCGUACUUCCUUUCAUAGGCCUCCGGUAGUGGAGAACAGAGAUCAGAAAGGAAGCAGCUCCGCUGUGUCAGAUAUUCAUACUCAAACUGCUACAAAGAAAGGGACUUUUAAAUGUGAAAUAUGUGGGAGAGUCUUGAAGAAUAAGUAUACCAUGAAAAAACAUUAUAAAACCCAUACGGGCGAGAAACCUUUUACUUGUAAGACGUGUGGAAAAAGUUUUGCUCAAAGAUCUACUUUAAAUGAUCAUAUCAGAACUCACACAGGAGAGAAACCUUUUACUUGCAAGACAUGUGGAAAAAGUUUUGCGAGAGUUAAUCGUUUAAAUGUUCACAUUAGAACCCACACAGGGGAGAAUCCUUUUAUGUGUAAGACAUGUGGAAGAAGUUUCAAUUGCAUGAGUAGUUUAAAUGUACACAUUAGAACCCACACAGGUGAGAAGCCUUUUACUUGUAAGACAUGUGGAAAAAGCUUCUCUUCCGUGGGUUCCUUGAACGUUCACAGGAGAUCCCACACAAAUGAGAAACCUCUUGUUUGCAAGACAUGUGGAAAAGGUUUCUCUUAUAGUAAAAAUUUAAAAUAUCACAUCACAACCCACACAGAUGAGAGACCUUUUUCCUGUGAGACAUGUGGAAGAAGGUUCUCCACGGUUAGUGUUUUAAAGGUUCACAUAAGAACCCACACAGGAGACAAACCUUAUACUUGCAAAGCAUGUGGAAAGAGUUUCUCUCAGUUGAGCAGUUUAAAUAGUCACUUGAGAAUCCACACAGGUGAGAGACCUUUUUUAUGUAAGACAUGUGGAAAAUGGUUCUCUCAGUUGAGUACUUUAUAUGUUCACUUGAGAUCCCACACUAGAGAGAAACCUUUCACUUGUGGAACGUGCGGAAAAAGUUACUCUUAUAUUAGAAGUUUGGAAUAUCACAUCAGAACCCACACAGGUGAGAGACUUUUUUCAUGUUAGACAUGUGGAAAAAGUUUCAUAAUCGAUAGAAAUUUAAAUUCUCACAAGAAAACCCACUCUAAUGAGAAACCUUUGAAUGUCUAAUAUGUGGGGGAAAAGCAUUGCUAACUUUGGAAGUCUAAUAUCUCAUAAAAUGAAACCACAAAAAUGACAAGAAAUCAUUCAACUUGCAGAUUUACAAUAAAAUAGUAAAUUGUACUGUAAGUUUUUCUAAGAUUGUAUAUGCUCAAAUUAGUUUUGGUCAUUUUUUGAUAGAAUAAUUAAUCAACUUAAAAAUAAUAAUAAAUGAUGCAUACAUUUUUUCACAGUCAAUAGAUCCUCGGAAUCGUGUUUAUAAUAGUUUUUCUGUCUUUAUGCUGUCUCCUGGUUUUUGUGUGUGUGUGUGUGUGUGUGUGUGUGUGUGUGUGUGUGUGUGUGUGUGUGUGUGUGUGUGUGUGUGUGUGUGUGUGUGUGUGUGUGUGUGUGUGUGUGUGUGUGUGUGUGUGUUUAUUUCCAGCAUAUGUUGAAUCCAGCUUCUUAUGUUUUCUUCCUGAGAAAAAUGUCUCUUUUGGGACAAAGUAAAAAUGACUUCACAUAUAUACAUUUUGAAAGUAUUAAAACAUGUAAGUAAUGCAACUUUAUAUGAACUUAUAAAUCUAUGAAUUAAAAUAUUGUAAAAAUAAAAAAAGAUCAACAUUAGAUGGUUUGUUUGUGUCCUGUCUGCCAACGAAGCACUGAAAAUA
This is a messenger RNA of Cyprinodon tularosa, 2822 nucleotides long. Its product is annotated as zinc finger protein 260-like. NCBI's taxonomy places the organism in Eukaryota, Metazoa, Chordata, Actinopteri, Cyprinodontiformes, Cyprinodontidae. The coding region runs from base 121 to 2100 and encodes 659 amino acids. The transcript is spliced from 2 exons. Gene Ontology annotation, biological process: negative regulation of transcription by RNA polymerase II; regulation of cytokine production; regulation of immune system process. The record is from RefSeq and is a predicted model, not a curated record.